This is a messenger RNA of Chondrus crispus (carragheen), 1140 nucleotides long. RefSeq lists its product as hypothetical. NCBI's taxonomy places the organism in Eukaryota, Rhodophyta, Florideophyceae, Gigartinales, Gigartinaceae. The record is from RefSeq and is a predicted model, not a curated record. The transcript has a single exon. The coding region runs from base 1 to 1140 and encodes 379 amino acids.
AUGCAAACGGUGCAACUUCGAAUUCAUCCCUACUCAUCGCCGCUCUUAUCGUUUGCAAUUCCUGUAUCAUGGCAAGCGCGCAAUUCCAACUCAUGCUUCAGCUGCAUCCAUGUCUACCAAGUCUUCCCUUUGCCGUGCCGUGAACAGCUCCCUGCUCACCACUCUCGCCCACUCCAUCCCCGCACGAUGAAGACCCUAGUCCUUUUUCUCUCCCUCCUCACUCUCACCGCCUCUCAAAAAAUCUCUCUCAAAGUCAACCUAGCCGGCGGCCCCGUCGGCGACUUCCUCGGCGAGGACCAAGUCCUCGACAUGACCGGCUUCUCCAAAAACGUCGUGCGCGACCCCAUCCAAAACACGGACCAACCGGAGGUCUUCCAAUCGCAGCGCUUCGCGCGUUCCUCCGACCUAACCCUACGCCUCCCCGUCCCAGACGGCAUCUACUCCGUCACCUUGCUCUUCGCCGAGACGUUCCGCCGCGCCUGCGUCGCCGGCGCGCGCGUCUUCGACAUCUCGCUCGGCACCCCCGUCUCUGGCGUCACGAAAGUCGUGGACAAGUUCGACCUGUUUCAGACGGCUGGCUGCCAGGCGGCACAUGGCAAGAGAUUCGAUGGCGUCCCGUCCAAAGACGGCAUCGUCGUCCAUCUGUCCCAGGUCGCUCAGCACCCCUCCCUCGCCGGCUUUAUCAUCGAAGGCUUCCCGCAGCCAAAGGGGAACGGAAAGGAGUAUCAGGCCAUCGCCCAGGCCCAGAUAAACCCCGCUACCUAUGGUACCGCCAUGCCCGCCGCCGACGCGGCCUUGGGCGCCCAGUCGCCGGCCGCGAUGGCCAUGCACCAAGGCCAGGGUGCCCCGGGUAUGCCGGGAGCUCCCGCGCCGAGGCCGUCAGGGAUGGAGGCGCCGCCGGGUGCGCUCUCAGGCGCACAACCGCCGACUGGAGCGAUGGGCCCAGUGCCCGGCGCACCGGGCGGUUUCGGUGCGGCUAGACGACUGCUUUCGGUGAUGGCGCAUGAGGAGGAGCUCGUGGCGAAGACGCACGAUAUCCCACUGCUCAGGGCUGUGGGGCGCGCGCACUCAAGAGGACUCAAAGCUAUGCCCGUGGAGGCGACAUAUUUGCAAGACCCAGAUGCGACUGUUCGCGACUAA